Messenger RNA from Drosophila persimilis, 1473 nucleotides. Its product is annotated as putative odorant receptor 65c. The transcript is spliced from 5 exons. Gene Ontology annotation, molecular function: odorant binding; olfactory receptor activity. The record is from RefSeq and is a predicted model, not a curated record. NCBI's taxonomy places the organism in Eukaryota, Metazoa, Arthropoda, Insecta, Diptera, Drosophilidae. Gene Ontology annotation, biological process: sensory perception of smell; detection of chemical stimulus involved in sensory perception of smell. Bases 18 to 1280 code for a protein of 420 amino acids. Gene Ontology annotation, cellular component: plasma membrane.
UUUACACGGACUUGCAGAUGUUCGAACUGCCUAGAGAACGGGUCGGACUUGGCCUGGGCGAGAAAUGGAAGAGCUUCAUGAAGCUUUACAUGACAUUCGUGACGGUUUAUAGGAGUCCGGAUGAGAGUCCCGAGCACACAGUGCCACACCAGUGCCGAGCACAGCUAAAAGCCAUGGGAUACUACCCGAACUCGGAGGAAAGACGGAUUCCCGGCCGCAGGACCUGGUUUCUGUUUAUUUUCUCUCAGAUAACGAUGUUUUUCUGCUCCCAAUGCUAUGGAAUAUUCGACUCCCUGGACGACCUUGUGGAAUGGGGUCGGGAUCUCGCCUUCAUAAUAGCGUCGUUUUUUAUCUAUUUCAAGUUUAUAUAUUUCCUGCUGUAUGCCGAUAACGUGGACGAGGUAAUCGAUGGCCUCGAGGAGUGCUACCAUUGGGAGAGAGCGGGCCCGGCUGCUGCAGGAGUGCGAUCGGCAAAACGCUUGCAUUAUCUGAUUGUCAUCGGGAUGCAAAUAAUUUGGGCGUUUUCCAUGGUCGUCUUCGUCCUGCUAUUGGUUACCACGCCCCUCUGGACACAGCAGGACCUUCCGUUGCAUGUUUCCUACCCUUUCCACUUACACGAUUCAUCAAAGCACCCCGUGACACACAUCCUCAUAUACAUAUCACAUUCUUGGAGCAUUCUGUACUUCCUAACGGGGCUCGUCUCUACCGAAGGGCUAUCGAUCUCUAUUUAUUCGCAGCUAACGACUGGAUUGAAUGUCCUGUGCGUUGAGCUUCGGCAUCUUCACCAGCUCUGCGAUGGAGACGAGGAUCUGCUGCGAUGGGAGAUCAAUCGUCUGGUCAAAUAUCAUCAGAAGAUUAUCAGUCUGGUGGAUCGAAGCAAUGAGGUAUUCCACGGUCCUUUAAUCAUGCAAAUGAUCGUCAACUUCUUGCUGGUCUCCCUGUCGGUCUUCGAGGCAAUGAUGGCCAGGCACGACCCCAAGGUGGCAGGCCAGUUCAUACUUCUAAUGAUCUUGGCCUUGGGUCACCUGUCAAUGUGGACGAAAUUCGGGGACAUGAUGUCGCAGGAGUCGCUGGAAGUGGCCGAGGCUGCAUACGAGGCCUACGACCCAAAUGUUGGGUCCAAGAAAAUCGAUUGCCAUAUUCGCCUUAUAAUGUUGCGUGCCCAGGAACCAUUGAUCAUGAGAGCUACUCCCUUUCCCACUUUUAAUAUGAUUAACUACAAGGCCAUACUCAACCAGUGCUAUGGAAUCCUCACGCUUCUGCUGAAUACUUUGGACUAGAAUAAUCUUGCCCUUCUGAAUAAGCUUAUAAUUCACUUAUGCUCACUAUAAACACACCCCUCCCUGGUAAUCUUUGCUCUUAUUUUGGUCGAUAGUGUAUCGAAACGUCCCAAGACAAUGAAGCAAAUUGCACAUAACAUAUGGUACUGCCGCCGAGCAUAAUAAUCGCUAUUCUUGUUGCUCAAAUCCUAAA